GAUUUUCUGAGUUUUACAACACCAAGAGAGGAGGCAGUCAUCCACCAACAGGUCUUAAUUUGAAGCACAUUCAGUAAAGAAGGGGAAGGACUACUAAUUGUUCUUUGAGGAAUCAAGGGCCAUGGUGCUAAUGGCACGCCAUCUCCUGCUGCUGGUCUUAUGGGUUUGCAUAGUUGAUGGUGACCAGACCAAACCAACCCAACCACCUCUGAUACCUCAUAAGCCUUUUGUUGUAGUCUGGAAUGCUCCCACUGAGUCAUGUCGGCUUCGAUUCAAGGUGGACUUGGACCUUAGCAUUUUUGAUAUUGUAGCAAACCUCAAUGAAACUCUAAGUGGACCAAAUGUCACCAUCUUCUACCACAGCCGUCUGGGAUACUACCCAUACUACUCGAACUCUGGGAUCCCAAUAAAUGGUGGCCUGCCGCAGAACCAAAGCAUCUCCAAACAUCUUGGAAAAGCCCGGGCUGACAUUGACAAGUUGAUCCCCCACAAAGAUUUCCGAGGUUUAGGCGUCAUUGACUGGGAGAACUGGAGGCCUCAGUGGGUCAGAAACUGGGGCUCUAAAGACAUCUACCGCAAAAGGUCCAGGGAACAGAUCCGAAAACUUCACCCAAAUUGGCCAGAGAGCAAAGUUGAAAAGGAAGCGAAGGAAGGCUUUGAGAGAGCUGGACAAGCUUUCAUGAAUCUGACCUUGGCACUGGCUCAAGGUCGCAGACCAGGUGGACUGUGGGGGUUUUAUCUGUUUCCAGACUGCUACAACUAUGGCUACAAACAACAUCCACAACAUUACACUGGGGAAUGUCCAAAUGUUGAACAUGUUCGCAAUGACCAUCUGAUAUGGCUCUGGAAGGAGAGCACAGCCCUCUAUCCAUCCAUCUACCUAGACUAUGAGCUAAAGUCCUCCUCUAACACAGUCAAGUUUGUCCAUUAUCGAGUCAAGGAAGCUAUGAGGAUUGCAUCCAUUGCACGUGCGGAUUUCACAUUGCCUGUGUUUGUCUACUCCCGACCAUUCUAUGCCUACACCUUUGUAGUUCUGUCAGAGAGUGACCUGAUUCAUACUAUUGGGGAAAGCGCUGCCUUGGGAGCAUCAGGUGUCGUCCUUUGGGGAUCCUCAGAGUAUGCUCAAUCACAGAGAAACUGCCUAACGGUGAAGAAGUACAUCAAUGGUCCUCUGGGACAUUAUGUCAUCAAUGUCACAUCAGCAGCUAAGCUGUGCAGCAAAGCAUUGUGCAAAAAGAACGGUAGAUGCAUCCGUAAGAGCCUGGACUCAGACACUUACCUACACCUGAACCCACGCUUCUUCCACAUCCACCACAACUCAGCUCCCAGCGGCCCUCGCUUUCACAUCAGUGGCCACCUAAACAACCACGACAUCCUGGAUAUGAAGCAAAAGUUUACCUGCCAGUGCUACCAGGGCUGGACAGGUGUUUACUGUGAGGUACCUCAGACUAUGCCACCUCUUCCUCUUCCUCCCCCACUCCAACCCACUGUGCCGGUACUUCGCCCUCAGGGGAUCAAUCUGCUGGGAGACAUCCUGCUCCUCCUGUCACUCCAUUUCUUCUGUCUAUGUGUCAUCAUAUUCCUGGGACUUUGUUUGAUUAUCAAGUCUCUCAUAUUGUAGACACAAAGAUUUUAUUUAGGACCAGAGAAUUGCUGUAAAGUCUUUGCCAGACCACAAGUGUGAUCAGCCACAGUUCAUGCCAAUGUCCCCUAGUUGAAGAAAACUGUUUGUAUUGAAAGAAUGAGAAAAUCUCAGAUUUGGCCUAUAAAUGCAAAACUCAGUCUGAUCGUGGUCUGAUCCAGGCAACAAUGUUUGUCUCUGUGUUAAAGUUCAGUUCAGGAAAAAUGUACAUUGCGGUUUUAUUUAUGUCACAAAUUGCAAAUUUAGAUUCCCAUAAUGUUCCCACUAAACAAUAUUUUUGAGUUUUUGUUUUUUGGUCUUUGUUUUUAGUUUUACCUGACUGUUGGCUGCUGACCAGCAUUCAUUUCAAUUCAGUUUGAUUUAUAUAAUCCCAAACCACAAAAAUGUUGCCUCAAGGUGCUCUUACUUUCCAUUUGAAGGGAAAAUGAUGACAAUCUGGGAGGAGAGAAAUAUAAAAAUUCUGUAAUCCAUAUAGGCUUUUCUAAAUUCAGUGGAUUGGGCUUAAACUUUUUCUGUAUGAUGAAUUUAAGUUGCUGGUUUUCAGGAACUUUAUUGUCACUAACUCCAUA
Molecule: messenger RNA, 2211 nt
Organism: Maylandia zebra (zebra mbuna)
Lineage: Eukaryota; Metazoa; Chordata; Actinopteri; Cichliformes; Cichlidae
Gene: hyal6
Product: hyaluronoglucosaminidase 6
Biological process (GO): hyaluronan catabolic process; carbohydrate metabolic process
Cellular component (GO): cytoplasmic vesicle
Molecular function (GO): hyalurononglucosaminidase activity
Source: RefSeq, a predicted model, not a curated record